AUGCUGGCGCUGCCCCGCGCAGCAGCGGGCUCCGGCAGGCUGGUAGCGGCGGUCGGGACUCAAGAGGGGUCCCCCGGGCUCCCUUCCCCUUCCCUCCCUCCGCGGCGGGCGGCGCUGGAGGAUUUUCUCCCGCCGCGGCCCCCUCGCUGUCCCCCAGACAUGGUAGGUCACCUCCAGCUGCAAGGGAUGGACGAGAGCCUGAAGGAGAAGAGCCGGGAAGGCUUGCUGGACAGUCCGGACUCGGGGCUGCCCCCCAGCCCCAGUCCCCCCUUCUACUCCCUGUCGCCCGGUGAGGGCCGAGCAGGGGGCAGCGGCGGUGCGGACCCCCCGGCCCCGGGCCACCGGCGAGAGGCCAAGGACGGCAAAGUGAUGCCUUAUCUCCUCCUGAACCCGUCCACGCCAGAGAUAAGGCCUCGAAUGUACCCGGUGUUUUUUGGAGAAAGCAUUGAGGUCAACCCUGAGCCCGUGCAGGAAAUCAGGUGCAAUUCCGAGGUGAAGUACGACUCGGAGAAGCACUAUCGGGAUGACAUCUUCUACGGCCCCAUCCCCACCGUCACCACCUACAGCGAGACCAUCAUCGCUGCUCCCAACUGCACCUGGCGGAACUACAAGUCCCAGCUGAUCUUCGAGCCCCGCCAGAAGCCGGUGAGGUUUCAGAGCACGACCAUCAUUUUCCCUAAGCGUGCCAAGAACAUUUACCGGACCACCCUCAACUACAGCUUGGGUUGUGCCAAGCGCUGGUUCGCUUCCAGCGUGCAGCUGGAACUCUGCGAGGAAACCAACCCGUGCGUCGUGUACGGCGAGACCCUCUGAUCCGCCCCGCCGCUGGCAGCCGCGCCACCCCCGGGAGGCCAGCGCCUCCGCCGGGGCUCUGCCUGGGCCUUGCUCGGUGACAGCUGAAUAUUCAUGGCUGGAGAACAGCUCUCGGAGGCUGAACUGGCUGGGAGGAGGCUUGCAGGGCACACAGGAUGGUUUUGAUCAGUGAGAGGCUGGCUUGUAUUUUGCGACGUUCCUGACAUUCAUGAUCUGGAUUUUAUUUUUGGGUUUUUUUGGUUUGGUUUUUUUUUUUUUUCCCCGAGCAUGUCUAUUUUUGGCUUGUGUUUAGAUGAAAUCAAGAUGACAAAGGACCCUGUUACCCGUAGCAGAAUGAUGCCUUAUGAGCUCUGUAGGUCUUGUCUAGCACAUAAGUGAGAGUCACUGUGAGCUUCAGAGCUAUUUUGGUCCCUGCAAAGGGAAGACCAACUGCAGAGUCAGCGUCUGGUCAGCCCAGCACACACCAGAUCUCUUUCAGAGCUGAACUGCAGAGGAGGUGGUUAUUUGUACCAGUGCAUCACAGCUUGCUCCAACAGCUCAUCUGAGUGAGAGCUGCUCUAUUACAGCACUGCAGUCACCCCACUUCCUGAGAGGAGUGGAGACUGUCAUCCCAAGAAAAAGAGGAUUUAAACAGGUCUCCCAGCUCUUGCUAGCAGCUGGAUGUUUGUGUACCAUAGCAAGGCACAGCACAACCAGGAGAUGGGAGAAAGGCCUGCUCUGAUGCACAGACACAUCUUCUGUGAGCCCAGGCAGGAGCACGCAGGGAGACUGAGGAGAACGAACAGCUGAAGGGCUAGUUUCUAAAAGUGACUGAAAGAUUAAGGAGCCCAGUGCCCUUUUAUCAAAAAUAUUGUCAGAUCAAGUGUGCCGUGCUGUUCACUGCCUCUAACACCUAAUUUAAGGGAUCUGUAUGCACUCACAGCCCUUCUGAGUUUCAGGGUGUGGCUGUGUUGCAGAGAGGAGUGUAAAGCAGGAAGAUGCUUCUUUGAAGCCAGGGCAGGGUUAACUCACCCUCUCGACAGUUCCCAUAUUUGUGGCAAGGGCAGCUUUUCCGCCUGUAGAGGAGCAGCCAAACUUCCUCAGUGUAGAGCUUGAAGGAUUGAAGAGCCCAAAUGCAUCCAGGUUUUCCUUAAUCAGCCAGGCUGUAGCACUAAAACCAGGCACUUCACAAACAGCUGAACUGUCUCUGCAAAAAGGAACAAGUGAGAAGGAGUCAGUGCAGCCAUCCUGAGGUAAAACAUUCCCCACUCACGGAUCCCAUCUCCUGGUAUAUCUUCACUUCGGUCUCUUGCUGAAAAUCUGCAAGAGCCUGGAUUCCCACAAACAUAUAACUUUUGAAAAUAGCACGGAAUUGUCUCCAAAAAUCUUACCAAGAAUUUUUGCAUGCUGGUCAGACUUAGAAAUAACCACACAGCUCCGGAAAUUAAUUUCCAGCUUUCUCUCUUCUAAACUUUCCAUUUUGUUCCUGACUUGCUGUGAGUCUGAUGGAGUUAUUUCAGAGCACAGCUGAGCAGCCAAGUCAGAAAGCCUACUAACAAUGUCAACAAGACGUAGCUGAUUGCCCAGAACAGUUGACGCACAAACCCACUGAGAUUAAAAAAAAAAAAAAAAAAAAUCUGAAAAACUUGAAAAAAAUAAUAAAAUUAGUGACAUAUAAAGAUACUUUUUCCAUCAGUUUCAAAGAGCAGUUGGUAAAUGUGACCAGAACUGUGACCUUUAUGAAACAGAGUUCUCUUGUUUAAAAUGUAGCACGGUUUUUUCCACCAGAGGUAAAUAUAAAGUCUUUAAAUCCCAACUUCAA
Molecule: messenger RNA, 2614 nt
Organism: Hirundo rustica (Barn swallow)
Lineage: Eukaryota; Metazoa; Chordata; Aves; Passeriformes; Hirundinidae
Gene: RFLNA
Product: refilin A
Exons: 3
Coding region: 1-813 (270 amino acids)
Biological process (GO): actin filament bundle organization; negative regulation of chondrocyte development; negative regulation of bone mineralization involved in bone maturation
Cellular component (GO): actin filament bundle
Molecular function (GO): filamin binding
Source: RefSeq, a predicted model, not a curated record